AUGUAACAAAUGUAUGUGUCAACAACCCUACAGGAACAUGACUGAGCCAGUUUCAGAGGAAAGUCCCAUGAACUGGUGUAUUGGUGUAUACCCAUGCAUAAUGUGUUUUGAGUGGGUGUAGGGGAAGUAAAUUCUGUUUAUAUAGUAAUCCAAACAGCAGUGAACAGCAAAAACCUCUCACUGCAGGAGACACCAUGAAGCUGUCAUCUGUUGUCAAAGCCUUAGGAUCUCUGUGUCUGCUGCUUGCAGAUGGACUUCCAGUUAGUGAGGAUAGAGCUCCAAAGAUCAUUGCACCAGAUCACAACAAAAUGAAGACUCAGCCAGGUCAACAGCUGUUUCUUACCUGUGACGCAUUUACAAAAAGUGAAGAUGAUGCGACACUUAUCUACUGGCUCGUCAAUGACUCCUUCCCUGAGGACCUGCCCAGCAGUGACAGAAUAGUAGAAGAGGAGAAAUCCACUCUGAAGGAUGGUGCAAUUCGUAGACGUUUGCAGUUGAAGAAUGUCACAUCCGAGGACUUCAAAUCCAGCUUCACCUGUGUUGUGAUGAACACUGCUGGAAUGGACCAAAGGCACAUAAAGCUAGUAGCAACAAGUGGUGGUUCUCAUGGAGGAAAAAAAAGAAAACACUCAGUGUCAAUACUGUAAAAAUCUGGGAUCUGGAAUAUCUGUGAAUUUACUAUUAUAUAUUACGCUGCUGAAUUGAAUGACAAAAUGUAUAAAAUUUGAGGUGCAUUUGGUUCCACAAUAACACAUCAUUUUCCUUUGAAAAUAAUGCUACAAUGAUGAUCCCUCUGAUCAUUCUGGGAAGGAAACAAAGUGCAACCAAGAGCAACUGAAGGAUAUUAUUACCCUCUUCUAACAUAAAUCUGAUGUAGCAUUUUGAGGAUCCCCAUCUUUACAUAAGGAAAGACAAUGUCCAGAGGCACAUACGUUUUACAUGGAACUGAAUGCGCGCUUGAUAAUUGUGGUAAACUGUCUCAAUUACUACCACAAGUCUACCACAAAGGCACAAUCUCUUAGAGAGAAUACUGUAACCAUUUAUUUGCUAUGCUUGUGUAUCAUUCCAGUCUGUGUGUUUGCUGGUGAUAAGCCAUUUUAAAUUUGUAUACUGUCAAAGCAUUUGAAAAUAAACUUCAUAAUGAGACAAA
Molecule: messenger RNA, 1150 nt
Organism: Lates calcarifer (barramundi perch)
Lineage: Eukaryota; Metazoa; Chordata; Actinopteri; Centropomidae
Product: interleukin-1 receptor type 1
Exons: 5
Coding region: 195-647 (150 amino acids)
Source: RefSeq, a predicted model, not a curated record